UUGGCAAUGUGGUGACUAACUUGCCUCUUCCUGUAGGUAUAACAGAGGGUAAAAAUCUCUUUGGGUUUUGAGGGAUCACUCUAAUUUUAAGGGGUACACGAGAUAUCUGAUGAUUUUGGGGAAGUAGUAUGUCUAAGCAAUUGUAGCCGAUGCACCUGAAUCCACUCGAUGCUUUUAUUCGUGUGUUCAUUCAUCCACACAUGUCAUUUACAGCUGGGCAAGCAACGAUCUCAUUUACAUGACUUUUCAUUAUUUUCGAAGAAAACAAGCUUGCCCGCAAGCACUGUCCCUCAAGGAGUUGACAAAAUAUUUGAAACCCUCCGCUGGUACUUUCGUCACCCCGAGUCCGCGACAUGUCGAACUCACUACUCACAAUCGAUUCCUUCCUCCGGGCCUAUGCAAUGUCACUUGCAUUUGCGAUUACUAGGCGCAGCUCAAAAGUGUCUGAAGAUGGGCUUACUGUAUACGUCAGCACAUCACUUUAAAAUUUCAUUGCCUAGAGCAGAAGCGUGCCUUCGUUUAAAGAGUCUCGCCCAAUUUGCGUUCUACGCGAUUUCCACAUCACUCACGCCAAAACUACACUGAGAGCUCCCAGUACUGUUGCUGUGACACCAAAGACUAUCUAGAUUACAUCAUCUUAAGACAGCUGGUGGACGGAAGGAGCGUCUUUUGAAUACAUUGAAGUCAAUGAAUAGUUUCUCCCGUUACGCUCAUCGAGCCUGCACAACGUCAGAGGGUACUCUAGCUGAAAAAUCGCAUGGAUUUUCCAUUGAACCUACCAUUGAAUGACACAGCAGAAAUUUUUGUUUGUGAGAGCCUUGAAUGCUUCAACUUGUUGCAUAUGUGAUGUUUCCGGAAUUGUUCUAUUCAAUUGAGAGUACUAAAUCUGCUAUAUAUGUCUUUCAAGAACCCUCACAUUGUCUGCCGGGGACGAGGCCCGUUUGAUGUGGCAGACGAACUCUUGGAAUUUCAUUAUUUCAUACAAGACGAUCAAACCAAUGGCGAAGCUCCAAUACUAUCUUUCAACGAUUUCUAUUAAGGCUUGUGAUACCGUCGGAUGUUUGCUUUUG
Sclerotinia trifoliorum is the source of this 1070-nucleotide messenger RNA. The record is from the annotation of a GenBank genome assembly. NCBI's taxonomy places the organism in Eukaryota, Fungi, Ascomycota, Leotiomycetes, Helotiales, Sclerotiniaceae.